Coniosporium apollinis CBS 100218 is the source of this 1584-nucleotide messenger RNA. RefSeq lists its product as uncharacterized. The transcript has a single exon. The record is from RefSeq and is a predicted model, not a curated record. The coding region runs from base 1 to 1584 and encodes 527 amino acids. Lineage: Eukaryota; Fungi; Ascomycota; Dothideomycetes. Gene Ontology annotation, biological process: chromate transport. Gene Ontology annotation, molecular function: chromate transmembrane transporter activity.
AUGCCUCUCCUUGAUCUCUUCCGUGCCGUUCAGGACCGGACAAAGGACCAACGCACUGCCUACCAAGCCAACAACGAAAAACUGUUAUGGCGUCUUGGAGACGUCUUUUCCCGGACUUGGGAUCUUGGUUUCAUUGCGUUUGGGGGACCACCCGUGCACUUCCAAACCUUGCACCGCAGAUUUGUCGAUGGCAGCGGUGGUAAAGCACCUUGGAUCGAUGAGCAGACUUAUCAGGAGCUUUUCUCGAUAUGCCAAGCUUUGCCUGGACCGGGAAGCACCAAGAUGCUGUUCUGUAUGGCACUCAUCCAUGCUGGGUUUCUGCCGGCUUUGGCUGCUUUCCUGCUCUGGAGCCUCCCAGGUGCAAUCGGCAUGUACGGGCUGUCGCUGGGUGUUGAGCGGAUCAGUGAGGUGCUUCCUGGCCCUGUUUACGCGCUUUUAUCAGGAUUGAACGCCGCGACCGUCGGGAUCAUAGCGCUAGCUGCAGUACAGCUUGCGGACAAGGCCAUCAAAGACAAGAUCACCCGCGUAUUGGUCAUUCUUGGAGCGUGCGCUGGCUUAUGUUAUAAUGCUCUUUGGUACUUCCCUGCCAUCAUCUUGAUUGGGGGUCUUGCGACAGUAACCUGGGACUGUUGGUUGCGUCAGAGGAUCGGAAAAUUCCAGGCGAAACUCAAGCAAACGAGGUCCAACCCGCAACGAGAGGCCGAAGAGAGUACCGCGACUGACAGUAUCCCUCUUGAGGAGCAGACCUCGGCGUCGGAUGGAGUACAGAAGCGUGCUGCUGCAUCUUUAGGGAAAGCUCACACCUCCGGAGGCAUCACAGUACCGCUCGCUUCUUCUUCAAACAAAAUGCCUCCAGUAGAUCAACCUGUGAGCACUGGAGAACAGCUACAUACGGACAUGAAUUCCCAUGCUAUCCGCGUAAAAUGGGGUCUACUUAUUGUCAUGGCUUUUUUCGCCUCUUUUAUAGCAAUCCUCGCCGCUCGUGGCGCUCUAGACACUCCGCCGCUUGCCCUUGACCUCUUCGCGAACGUAUAUCUGGCCGGUACCGUAAUCUUUGGUGGCGGUCCUGUUGUCAUUCCUCUCCUCCGCGAAUACGUUGUCGAACCAGGCUGGGUUUCCAGCAGAGACUUCCUUAUCGGUCUAGCCAUCAUACAAGCGUUUCCUGGGCCGAACUUCAAUUUCGGUGUCUAUCUCGGCGCACUCGCACUUGAACCCUCCAGGCUUCCGACCGUCCUAGGCGCUCUCCUGGGGUACAUCGGCAUAUUUCUACCAGGCCUUGCAAUCGCAGUGGGUAUGCAGAGCAUCUGGCGCGUACUUCGGACCAGAGCCACGGUCGUCAGUCUCCUAAGAGGCAUCAAUGCUACAGCUGUGGGACUGGUUUUCACCGCUGUAUACCGGCUGUGGGAGAUUGGUUAUCUCACUCCGGAAGCCAGUCAGGGGCAGAGUCUGGCGCUUGAGCCCUGGUGGGUCGUUGUGGCUACAGUCACGUACGCUGAAACUGCUUGGUUCAAAGUGCCGCCUGCCGCAGCGAUUGUCCUUGGCGCAGUGCUUGGGCUGUGUUGGUAUGGCGCAGUGGGACGGUAG